UACACGGUCGGUAAUUCAGGACAUGUGACACGAAGUCCCGUAAGCUGCAAUGUCUAUCCUUGUACCUCGUCUGUGCUUCGGAUAAAAUUACUGUACAAUUUGUCUGACCAGUUUAAAAUCCGCAGGCCGAAGAACCACACAUGUUUUACGUACCAUUGAAUAUCCAGGCAUAAGAGAGAGCUCUCGUUUCAAAUGGAGACGUGCAUGGCCUAGUGGAGUGGAAAACAAUUAACAUCGGCUGAUUCUUCUUAAUUCCACAUUAUUAUAAAGAAUGAAAUAAACAGUAUUCGCAUGUAUAAAAAGCCUAAAAGAAGAUGUGCAGCGAAAUUGCAUUCGUUCCACGCACACAAUAUCUAUAAUUACAGAAGCAUGACGCUUUGACAAAGUAGCGUAACAUUGCUAUCACAGAGAGUUAGAGAAAAGUGUACGCCUGUCUUCUGCGUUAUCAUGGACGUAAAUCUGUCAUUUUGAUAAUUAUACGUUACAGGUUAAAGAAAACGGAUUUUGUCGGGUUAUUAAUUAAGAUUUUGAAAGAAUCGAUGGCCAACAACAUUUAAAAACAAUCGUUGGAUAGACGCGUGUCGAAUCGAUAAUUUUCUCUGCGCAAAAAUCGUUCUUGUAGACGGUAUCACUUAAAUUCGAAUUCGAUAAAUGGUUUGUUAGUUUUGAGUAUCACGAUUUUGCGAUGCGAAAGCUUAAUCUUAUGUUUAUAAAUUGGUGACGUUAUGGAGCUGAAAGUAUGGGUAGAAGGCAUACAGCGUAUUGUUUGUGGUGUUACAGAAACCACUACAUGUCAGGACAUAGUGUAUGCUCUUGCUCAUGCUACAGGACAAACAGGUAGAUUCACUUUGGUAGAAAGAUGGAGAACAAACGAGCGUCUUUUAGCUCCAUAUGACAAUCCGUUAAAGAUUUUAAUGAAGUGGGGGGAAUAUUCAUCAGAAGUACAGCUUAUAUUAAGACGCUCAACACCGGAUAGCAAUAAAGCUCCUAGUUCAUUGGGCACACGUUUGAAUCAUGGUCCACGAUCAAACGGAGUGGUUAGCUCUGCUUCAGAGCAUGCCACUACGCCUACUGGUGGACAGGAUGAUACCAAGAAUGCCACUACAACUUUAAACUCUGAAUUUGAUGAUUUCCAAGGAUGUCUUGAUAGAAAUCGUGAUACCAGAAAAUCAUUAACAUUUGGAGGAUUGCAUGGAAAUAUGAUGGAGAAUAAUACAGAAAUUCAGAUGGAAAAUGUUGCCAUAGUUCAACCUACACCUCAUUUAAAAAAUAAGGAAUUGAGCAUAAGAAAAAAUAUACAAAAACCAGCACAGUCUCCCACUCGUGCCAGCAGCAGUGAAAGUAAUACUCAUGUAUCACAGAAGAAAGUGCGCGAAGUUCCACCUUAUAGGGAUCCUCCAGGACCUGGUUCUCCGCCUUUAAGAACUUUACCCCCCUAUAGGGAUCCGCCACCACCUAAUUUAAAUAGUCCGGGAAGAUCACAGUUUCAAUCUAGUACAAAUAGUGGAAGUCCUCAUGUUCACAAGGAGGAUCAACCGUCUUCUAGUAAUUCUGUUAAACUGAAGAGAAAUCUCAUUCAGGAAUUCCAGGAUACGAAAGGACAGACUCAGUCUGUAAAUCAGUUAUCUGGUCAAGCCCAAAAUAUGGUCACUGUUGCUUACACUCAACGAUAUGUUGAACUUAUUAGGCUAGUCAAUAAGCAACGUGAUACCAUUAAUGCACAACAAGCGGAACUUACAAAAUUUGACGCUGAAAUAUUAUAUUGGGAAACUAAAAAUAGAAAGCAGAUGCAUCAAAUGGAUUAUAUUUCCCAGGAAGUAACCCGCAUGGAAUCUACUGGUCGUCUUAUCGAAGAGCAGUUGAAAGAACUAGCACGUGUAGAAGAGGAAAGCGAAAUAGUUAGACAACAAGAAAAAACACUAAAGUCAGAAAUUACUUUAUUAAGAUCAAAAUUAGCAAACUGUGAAACGGAGUUGCUUCAGUGUAAAAAUAAAAUCAGAUUAGUCAUGGAGGAACUCGCCAUAGAACAGCAUAACAUAAGUCGUGAAACCGAUGAAAGGCAAAUAAUGGAACGUAAAAUAAUUAGCGAAGUUGAGCAUCUUCAAAAUGAGGUGGAACAAGCCAAACGAUCUGCUGAGUUAGCUUCACAGUGUGCAGAGUCAUUGAAGCUUGAAGUAGUGAGUCUAGAAUCUGCCAUUGUUGAAAAGAAAUUGCAAGUAGAACGAUUGGUAGCUGAUAUGAAGGAAGCUAAUUUACAAAGUCUGGCUGUUGCUUGCCAAGAUGAACAAGUCAAAUCGUUAUUAGAAGGUGCUCAUAAGCCGGGUAGUACACGGAAAAUGAUAGGUUCCCCGAGGCAAUUAGAGACUGCAGUACCCACCAGCAAAAAUCCACACGGUGUUUGGGUAUAAAUGUACAUUACAUCAAUGUAUUUCAAUAAGUCAAACAUAACAACUUUUAUUCCUUUAAUAUUUCGUGUAAAGAAUAUGUGCUCAUAUCCGCGCAAAAAAAAUCUAUUUAGAUUGUGGUUGAGAUUUUUAUUCGGCUGAAAUUGGCUCCUGAAUUUACAUGACAGAAUUAUAAAUGACUGAAUUCAUUUCUUUAGAUUCCUGUGCAUUAGAAACCAAAAUGUCUACUUAAAGUUUAUGAGAUGUUAGGGAGAUUAUGUGUAUCGUCACUUGAGUAGCUGCCUAAAUUCGUUGAUUUCAUUAUCAGUGACUGCUUGAAUUUUAUCUGUAGAAAAUUCAUGAUCGAAACAAGGUGGUUGAAACUCACCCACUCCAUGUGAAGUCAUAUCCUCUUCAAGUGAAAGAGGAAAUGAAGACUUCCUCCAAAUGUAACCACAUUAAAAUAAGGAAUUGCAAAGGAUAACUGGAGGAUUAGAUUGUGCAAAUAUAGUUUGAAAGUUGUUAUGAGAUUUUUAUGAGAUGGGUGAACAUUUAUUAAGAAUGUUAAAAGCAAAGAAAGUAUUUUCCUUUUGUAUUCUUUGUGAACACAAUUUAUUAUUGUCGUUCAUUUCAUCCACUGGCCAUAUAAUUUUCAGCAAACUUAGAUGUAAGCGUCAAAUAGUAAUCAUUUUAAAUAUUAUUCUCGUAUAUGAAGGAUUAUAGAUACCAGACAAUACAUUUAUCCAAAGUAUUAAAAACUGUAAACCGUACAACGCUCUUCCAUUGUACGGUUUUAAAAAAUGUACUUAGAAAUUGUUGCCGGCAGCACGAAAUACUUUCUCAAAAUAAUAUUCUAUAUUUUCUAUAAUCAAAAUGAUUCUGUGAAUUAAACGCAUCUACAUACUGGUGCACUAUGUAGUUAGAAUACGAAUGUAGUACGUUUACUAUAUGUAUCUUGUACAUAUCGUUGAAAGUAUGUGAUAAAGAAGUCUGAAAGACAUUAUCGAAACAUUCUAGUUUGCAUUAUUCAUAUUUUUAAAUAGAUAAGAAGCUAUCUUCUUUCAUUCCAAAAGCAAGCUCUUUAUAUAAUAGGUCAAAUUGAGUCCGUUAAUCGAAGUAAACUUUAUAUUAAUUUUAUAUAAUAGAUCUAUCUAGUAAUUUUCAUUCUUCUAUACAUUCAUUAUCAGCAUGCAUUUUAGAUCCAUAUCCACAAACUGCCAUUAUCAUUAGUA
Messenger RNA from Nomia melanderi (Alkali bee), 3616 nucleotides. It is a transcript of the gene RASSF8, whose product is annotated as ras association domain-containing protein 8. Lineage: Eukaryota; Metazoa; Arthropoda; Insecta; Hymenoptera; Halictidae. The record is from RefSeq and is a predicted model, not a curated record. Gene Ontology annotation, biological process: signal transduction.